AUGAAUCCGACUGUUCAAUUUUUUUUCCCUCGCGUCUACCUACUCAUAGCUCAUAACUUGACAGCUUUCACAGUAGUAGACUCGCCAGAAGCUCGCGAGGGUACAGCUAGCCCAACCACUCGAAAUGCUGCAUCAAGACCUUACCCAGUCCAUAGGCCGUCUGUAUCUCCUCCUUCUGCUAUCAAUGAAUUAAGUACCAGUGCAUCAACUUCCCGCGGUAGUGACGCUUCUGGGAAACGGAUUAAUCGACGCCAGUUCCCACUGUUGGCUGUAGCAACCCCUCUAUAUAAUAGCGCCUCUUCAUCCUUCCCAGAUACUGACUCCACGUUGCUUGAACGGGUAGAAACACCGAUCGCUUCAUCACCUUAUAUAUUGACCACAUCGUCUAGCACCCCACCACCUAUAGCUUAUAACAUCAACACUGCCCUUAAUAAUCCUAGAUACUCUUCUCCACGGAGCUUUUUGAUUGCUCUGUUUGGAGAUGCCGAUCCAUCACAAUUCCCUCCGACGCUGCUCCCAGGCACCGAUAUAAACAUGCACUUGGACGACAGUGAAAAUACAGCUCUACACUGGGCCGCUGCACUUGCUAAACUGCCAUUGGCACAAUACCUCAUAUCUCAUGGUGCAAGUCCCUCGGUACGUAAUCUAGCUGGUGAGACUCCCCUGAUGAGAGCUACCUUCUUGCCAGCUCCAUAUGAGUCCAAUGUAUUCGAACAGCUGGUGCCACUCUUGUCGGAAUCUAUAGCGUGUCAGGAUUAUAAACACAAGACUAUAUUACAUCAUGUAGUUUCAAGUGGUAAUUCGAGAAGUCGUGGUGGAAUGGCAAAGUAUUACUUUGACUCUAUCGUCAGAUACUUUUUGCAUGGGCCUGCCGAAUUGUUUGUGGAAGGUGAUCAGUAUAGAGCAGCUACACGAGCAGGAAUAGUAGACAAGAGGACUCAACAGAAACUCUGGAACCGCGACCGAAACAACUUUAAACGGAUGCUGGACUUUCAAGACAAGAACGGUGAUACAGCACUAAACAUUGCUUCUCGAGCUAGAGUAACUUUUGCAGCAGUCACACUCUUACGGUUGGGUGCUUCGAAAAAGAUCAAAAACAAGGCUGGCUUAUGCUCUCUGGAUUUUGGAAUUAACGAAUGUGAACAUGGUGGGGCCUUCCAGCCAAACCCAUCUGAAACACCAUGCCCAACCCAAUCCGAAAUAGAGGCUACAUUUGGCAAUCAUUCUAUAUUUACUGCAGAUGAUAUAUCAUGGGAAGUCGCUCCUGAAGACAGUCAUACUUGGUUAAUGGGUGACGCAUCAUCCUACAAUUUCCCAGAAACGAAUGCUACCGAGUAUUGGGAUACUUUGGCUGGUCUUGUUGCCGAUGACGAUGAAACAGCACUAGAAGACGUGGAUGCCGUUAUUGACGAUCAAGGUCACACUGCUCUGCAUUGGGCCGCAGCUCUAGGCAGAGAUAAUCUAGUAACUCUACUCAUUGAAAACGGUGCAUGCACAACCACCACCAACCACGUCGGUGAAACCCCCUUGAUGAGAGUCAUACGAGUCCCCAACACAUACGAAUCCGGUACAUCAUCAACCAUCAUCGCACUACUAGCCCCCACACUAUUAUGUCAAGAUAGAUUAGGCAAGACUGCUCUACACCAUCUCGUACACACAUGCGGGAUCCUGGGUCACGUAGCAGCUGCCCAUUCAUAUUUAUGUCACUUGUUACGCUUCGCUCCAGAUCUUGUAGCUCAAGCUAUCGACUGUACCGACGCAUGCGGGAAUACUCCGGUCCAGAUUGCUGAAAAGAUGGGCAAUGACGAGUUGGUGGUCGAGCUUGUCGCUGCUCGUCUUGCUGCGGUAUCACCAGUCAUGAAUAUAUCAAUUGCGGAUGCCAUUCCAAUUGUAAAAGGUGAAGUCGCACCAGCCACGCAACCGACAACAGGUACUGCCGCUACGCUCUCACCAACCGCUUUACAAGUCAAGACUGGACAACUUAUCAUGACCCCCUUGGAUAUGGGCAUGACUUGGAUAUCAGAUGAUGCUGACAAGAUUGCUGAGGCUGCUGAUGAACUGAGACGUUCACAGGCAUCUUCUUCAACAAAUCUCAUAAAAAUGGAUAUGGAAAUCCCUCAAAAGUCGCAACAACAGGAACCUAGCCGUGCUUUACACGCUGAUCUGUAG
Synchytrium microbalum is the source of this 2169-nucleotide messenger RNA. RefSeq lists its product as uncharacterized. The record is from RefSeq and is a predicted model, not a curated record. Bases 1 to 2169 code for a protein of 722 amino acids. Gene Ontology annotation, molecular function: protein binding; transcription regulator activity. The transcript has 3 exons. Gene Ontology annotation, cellular component: SBF transcription complex; MBF transcription complex. NCBI's taxonomy places the organism in Eukaryota, Fungi, Chytridiomycota, Chytridiomycetes, Synchytriales, Synchytriaceae.